Molecule: messenger RNA, 6399 nt
Organism: Homarus americanus (American lobster)
Lineage: Eukaryota; Metazoa; Arthropoda; Malacostraca; Decapoda; Nephropidae
Gene: Ndc1
Product: nucleoporin NDC1-like
Exons: 11
Coding region: 142-1803 (553 amino acids)
Biological process (GO): nuclear pore organization
Cellular component (GO): nuclear pore transmembrane ring
Molecular function (GO): protein-macromolecule adaptor activity
Source: RefSeq, a predicted model, not a curated record
CGUGAACAACAACUCCUCAACAGUGUACGAUACCCGAGGUCCUACUCCAGCCUCCUCUCUUGUGUUUAAACUCAAGCAUCAGCCGCUACACUCUUCUUAAUCUCUCAUUUUAAGGUGAUUUAUUGCUCCUAGUGACCUGUCAUGAAGCCUGAGGACCUAUUCUCUAGUGAGGUUUUGCUGUGGCGAUAUGUGCGAGCACUGGCAUGCUUGUUGCUCCUGCAGGUUGUGGCCCCGAUGGCUGUGUGCAACCUUUACCACACAGUUGUUGCGCAAAGAAUACUGAACCCCAUCACAGUUACCACAAAUCUCCUGACCUCCUGCAUCUAUCCAACAAAACUGCUGCGUCUAGUGGUCCCAGCCGCGUGUUUUGUUAUACUGGCACGAGUUCACAUUAAGUCUUACACUGUGAGUGCCUGGGUACCACUCAAUCGCUGGGAGAAAUGGAGACGUGUACUCUCCCUCACUGUGAUCUUGAGAAGUGGACUCAUCAUGAUAGCAUGUGCUCUACUGGCCAACUUUUAUACUUCACUUGCACAUCCUGAUUUUCCAUUCCUUGUGAUACCAUGUACACCUGGGGACGUCAUGUGUUACAAGCGCAAGACUGUAAUAAUCUAUAUGGGUGCCUAUGUUGGUUACCACUACGCCUACAAGUACUUCAUGUUGAAUGGUAAUCUAAUAACACCCACCCCGGCUCACCCGAGAAAGUUGCAAUUGAUCAAAGCAAGCCUUAGUCUUCGCAGUACGAGGGAAGCUUGUAAUACUCAUGGGGCUAACAAGUUGUCAUUCUUAUGUGCCAUCUGUAUUUAUAUGGCUGCUGCUAUCAUGAUAAACUUGAUAUAUGAUGGAAACUGGCAGGAGUGGUUGGUAAUAUUUGACUUGCCUCUGAUGAUGAUGACUCUGCUGGCGACUGUUCUCUUGGCAAUCAGUCUCUCCCUCUUCUCACAAGUCUUCCACAUUUUCAUAACAGAGCCCGUUGAGAUACCAGUUGCCACAGCAGAGGACAGCAACCCAGAAGCCGAGACAGAUUCAUGGAGGCUUAGUAAUGCCCUCAGUUCAUCCGGCCUUCUCCAACUCUUAGCAUUUUGGGACCUCAAGACACUAGCCUCUUCAGACCCCAUGAAUUUUGCAAGGCGCACUCAAGUGUUUUGUAUCAGCCAGCCAGGUGGCCAUCCCCGGAACUGGAUGGGCAUCAUGAACCCAUCUAUGAACCUAAUCCGUAAAUUCUGUGAGCGACUAAAGCGACACAACUGCCCGGAAGAUCUGCCCAAACCUCCCGUAGUGCCCGCUGGGGCAGCGUCUGCCCCGACUGAUGUCAACAAGAAUGAAGUUGUCAAGCCACCUCCUGUCCCAUUUAAAGAGAGAGCAGUGAAGCUUAUAAUGAGUUUGAAACGGUACCCCUUCUUUGGGUAUUUUUUAUCGGACUUGCCUGAUGCUACCAACCGAAGCAUCUUUGCCGAAGCGCUGCCAGUCAUUUGGGCUGUGCAGGCUCUCGGUGAUCUGGUGACGGCAUCUUUCACGGAAGACAAGUUUGGUGUAGUGCAGAGGAAUAUACCAGAUAUUUUAAUGGCCUUUACACAGUUACAAAAGGUGGUUGAUGGGUUGGGCCGUGUGACCAUAUCUAGGAGGCCUGGUACAGGAGAGGCUUUACCGUCAGAAUUACAGCUGAGAAAAGCACUCCGAUUUUCUCUCAGAUCCGCCUUGUACACUGUCACCACCACCUUUGGAGACACUGUAUUGGCGAUGCCGGUAUCAGCAGAAUGCCAGAGUAAACUGCAGUCGUACCUUCAGUUUAAAGAAGGUUGAAGCCAUGAGUGUUAUACAAUGUAACUCACAUGAACAAAUGAAGCAUCACUGUGAUCUAGGUGUAAAGGUGACUACUGUUCUGCAGAUAUCAAGGAAACAGCAUUGUAAUUGCAGUGAUCUGAGCUUAUACGGUAUGGGUGUUUGUUAAAAAUUGUCUCCUUGUCAUCUUUUGAUGUACAGUACUAUUUUUUUUAAGAUUAAAUGGGGUUAUUAAUCACUUCAGCAAAAUAUGUGUUGAUGAAGUGUACAGUACAGUGGUUAGGUCUUGUGUUUUGCAGCCCAGAUGGUUGUAGAGCAAUGAACAUAACAUAUAGCUGUUCCUCACAGUUCUUGGGUCAUUUGAAUUUGGAUAAAUUAGUGCAUAUUUGAAUCGAUUUUGCACUAUUAACUCCUUGUGUACGGGGUCCCCUGUGUGCUGAAUAAAAUAACAAAAGUGGUAUCCCCGUGAUGAAAGGUUUAAGUGCAGUGUUAAUUUAGUCAAGUCCCAGUGCAUGUACAGUACACUUAUAGAGAGAAAAAAAAAGGUAUUUUUCUUUUGCUGGAGUUUUAUUUUUCACGUUAACCGUCUCUUCCUAGCUGGUUAGACUCCUUACGUGAGUCAAGAGAACAGUUGGGGGGGGGGGGGUAACUAAUGUUUUCAAGUCAAGGGGCUUAUUGAAUGAUAUGCUUUAUGCAAAUCUGGUUGAUUGAGUAAAUAUUUUAAGGAAUCGGUGUACUAUAUUAUUUUAAAAUUGGAAGGAAGUUUUCGUAUUCAAGUUUAAUAAUAGUGCCGUGGCAAUAAAAGUUGUGAAAUGUUAACCUGUUUACUUAAAUGAAAGACCCAGUACAACUUCAGAUGAAUGAAUCCUUUAAUGGUGGCCAAUAUUGUACAGUGAAACCUUCAGAUAACAGACUUCUCUCUCCAUAUAAACCAUUAAGUGGAGGGUUUUUACAUCUAAUGGACCCUUGAUAUAACAGACUUUGACUCUUAUAUAGUUCAAUAGAUGGAGGUUUCACAUCUAACGGACCUUCUAUAUAACAGAAUUUCCUCUCGAUAUAAUCCGUUAAAUCGACCUUUCAUUAUACAGUAUUUUGAGAAGAAAUAUGUCUUAAAGAUAGUGUUGUGUAGUAAGGAUUAUCAAUGGGGGAAUUUUUUGUAUUUGCUUUAUAUUGUGAUAAUGUGGGUAGUCCUUGGUGUAUACGAGGCAUAAUGGUCGUCAGAUCAUCACCAAAAUCCGUCUCUUCUAUAGGGACAAUAUUUAACAAUAUAAUGACAGUGACAUCAAUGUUGUUUUUUAUAUAUUGUCUGUAAUACCUUAAGAAGUGAUGUAUAAAAUCUAUGUCCAGAUAAUAGUGUACUGUAUGACUGACUGAGAGGUGAUAGUUUGGGAAGUUUAUUUAUAAAAGUACAGUACAUAAACUAUUUCUGCUAUUUGUUUUGCUACCAGAAUUUGUACAAAUACUCAGAAAAUCACAAUAUCUUACAAGUUAAGAUAGCUCUUGUGUUUUCUACAGAUAGGAUAACCUCUACUUUACACAUUAAUUGUGAAGUUUUAAUGACUUUUUUGUUCUCUCAGUAUGAGUAUUGUCCAAAUGGUUAAGACAGUUCAUAAAACCUUUAUAUAUACACUGAAACUUCUAUAUAACAGACUUCUCUCUCCUUAUAAUCUGUUAGUUGGGGCGUUUCACAAAUAACGGAUUUUCCUCUUAGCUGGUUAUUUGAAACAUCUUUGUCGAUUUUCUGUCGUGUAAGGUAAAUAUUUACUCUAGACCCACUGUUGUGCUUCGCCCCUUACGUAACAUGAACCAAAACUGUGAUAUUAGCGCGUCGUUGGUCACAGUACUGCAUGUAGACACUGUGGAUUUGACUCGCUGCCCAAGGACAGAUUAAUGUUGGUUCUUGCAAAAAAGUGUGGAGUAACGGGAAGGUUUAUCGGAAUCCACUUUUUAUAUUUAUUUGUAAUAAUAAAUCAUUUACAAAAGUGCCAUGUUUCUAAUACAAAUUAAAAUACUUAUACAACAGUACAUGACAGGUAAUAUAUUGUGGAUGGUUACAGCUGAAUACAUUGUUAGUACAAAGUAACUUAAGUCACUUGCAGUUGUACUUGUAGUAAGCAGUUUUGAUUGAUCUUUGCAGGUUAGGUUAGGAAAUCACUUAUAAUGAACACAGAAACAAGAUGAAUCAAUGUUCAGCAAACUUGUUUUUAGAUAGAUUAAAUGAUUUCUGUUUUGUUAUGAAGGAUAGAUGAAUUACCUGGACCAAAAUCUUGUACUUCAGCUGUUUUAAUUGACAAGAGCAAUUAUUCCUCUGCAUAUUUAUAAGACUAGAGAAUACAAUAAUGAAAAAUCUUGUUCUACUCAUUAUUACAUAGGAUGGGUGAAGGAUUACAUAAACUAGGGAGAAAAUGAGAAAAAUUAGAGUGGAAUACUGUACAAUAUUACAAUACUGUACAGAAGAAGUUAAUUCAACAUAAAUUUUUGUGAGUUCCUAGGUAUAAAAUUAUGACAAAUGUACUAAUAAGGUAAACAACAGUAAAUUAAUAGAAAAUUUAUCUAUUAGGAAUCAUAAAAAAACAAAACAAUAAAAGGAUUUGACAGUACAGUGAAACCUCUAUUUAACGGAUUAUAUAGAGAUGAAAGUCCAUUGUAUCGAGGGCCUGUUGGAUGUGAUACCCUCAUCUGACGGAUUAAACACACAGAGAAGUCCGUUAUAUGGAGGUUUUACUGUAAAAUAAGACUAUGAUCUUAUUGUUAGUAGAUCAAGAUCCUCGUAGCUAAGUACAGGUAUAUGAUUAUGUUGCAGUGCUGUCCUAUGAUGGGUUCUACAAUAGGUCAAGUGGGCCCAGUCUUUAUCUUUUCAUAUUAUUGACAGUUGAGCAAAUAUCACCUUCUUGCUGGUUGAUGGUGUAAAGCAUCCCCCCAAAUCUCACUCACUUGUUGGGUUUACCGGGGCCAUUCAACAUUGGGUUUGGAUUCUACACUCACAAGUUGUUCUAGCAAUGUAACCUUUGUAAAUAAACAUCAACAUUUUACAACCAUCUUCCAUGCUUGCAAAUGUGGCCGGCUUAUUUUACCAAACUGGCCAUAUACAUAUCUGACUUCUUGUUGCGAAUUAUACUCUUGGUAGUAAUAUAAUGCAAGAAUUUUUACUGUACUGUACAUAAUAUUGGAAAAGCUGUUGUUUUAUCUUGGGUGUCGGUAAAGAAAUUACCUUUUGAGAGCAUUGGUAUACAAAUCACCAGCAUUAUCAUAGUUCAAAGGGAAAUCUAACCUUAGAUACAUUGAAAGAAUCUUAACAGAGUGAAUAUAAAAUUUAAUUUGCUGAUUAGUACAAGACUGCAUGUAGAGGGAUCUUGAUAACAUUAGUAACAUUAAGAAGACCUUGUACAGAUACUUUUGUACUUUAGAAGGUAAAUAUUAUAAUUUUUUAAAAGUUGAAAUGUGACCUGUGACUCGACGUAUCUCUCCUGGUAACACAUCCUUAUCGUAAUGAAUAUUGUACAGGGGGAGAGUGGACUGUGGGAAAGGUGUGAGUCCCACCCACUUCAUAAACUACCUAAUAAACAAAAAAAUUACAAUGAACUUCAUUUGACUGUCAUACCCACAUAAGUGAGUUAGUCAACAAAAAAAUCAAGGAAAAUCCUGUACAUAUAAACUGAACAAAUUUUAAAACAGUUAGCCAAACAUUUCACUAGAUUGUGGAUUAGAGGAAGGGAGAAAUUUUAGGAUGAUCUGGGAGCUCUAAAUAAUCUAUUACCAUAAAAACAUUAAGACCUGUGUGUCUGGAAGAUCAACAUGUUGGUAAUCUCUCGUAACCCAAAUUUGCUCUGAAUAUUUUCUUGAUCAACUUGUAUAUACAGUACAGUUGUCCCUUGCAUGUACCGAAAGAUGUGUUCCGAGAAUCGUGGCAUUUAUGAAUUAUUGCAUUACUGGAAAAUAAGGGGAUGUGUUCCAAACCCCUUCCACUAGACCUAUUGUUGGUCAUUGUACUCCAGAGAAAUAUAUGUAAAGUACAGUCAGUAGAUUAAUUGUUAGAAUGAAUACAGUUACACUAUAUUUUUUAUGUACUGUACUUGAAACCUCAAAAACUAAUUUGCAGAACAUAAUGCUACCUCAGUUCAAUCUUGUACACUGCAUAAUUUAUCUUGCAUUUCAAAGUCAUAAGCACAUUUUCAAGACUGGCAAAUUACAUUACAACUUUGUGACAGCUGACAUACACCAUGCACAUGACUGCAUCACUGCCAUUCUUUGUGAUUUUUACUCAACUGUUUACGUGCAAACCCAUCCACUUUAUUUACGAUUUUUUGUUGUUAAAUUUUUUUAAUAAUCUGCCUGUGAAUUCAGUGAGAGGCAGAGAAAUCUGUGAGGAACAGCUGUACUGUGAAUAGAUUCUAAUUAGCAUGACAGAGUCAACAAUUGUUAGUGUUUUAUGUGUAUAUGUACUGUACUGUAAACUAGAUUAUGACAUACGUAGUUCGUGCAUCACAAUCUGGAAGAUUUAAGCUUACUUCUGUACACUUGAUAACAGGGCACUUAUCUUAACUAUAUAACACUACUGUACUGGUAAAAAUUUUAUAUACCUGUAUAGUACUUGAAAAUAACAACAAAGUACAAAUA